UGUGCAUGUGCAGUGGAUCUUUUUUAAUUUUUUUUAAUAACAUAACCUCCAAUUCAAAUGUAAGAUAACCUAAAAUUUAAAACUAAACGGAAACGAAUUAUUAAGCGAAGAUAGUAUUAAAUAAAUCAUACUAGAUAAUCAUGUUAAUUUCCAACAAGUAAUUUAUUUAGCGAGAUUUCAAGAAUGGAAACAGUCAAAGCGAACUCUGCAUUUUUGUGCAACUUUGAAGUCAUGCAGAUAUUGCAACAACUCAAAGACAAUACCCAGAAAAAGCACAAAAGAGAGGGAUCUCUGGCAACAGUUACCUAUGAGACUGUCAGGUAUCUGCAAGAGACGGAGUGCAAGAACCAGAGUGCCGCAGGAAUUCAGAAGUGUUUGGAGGCCCUCAAGGCAUUCAAGUUGACCAAAGUUGAGAAGUUGAUGAUGAUCAACAGUCCCCCUCGAACUGAACUGGAUAUUCAAUUGAUGGUGGAAGAAAGUGAAGAGAGACUCACUGAAGAUGAAGUUAAAAGAAUCAUAGAGAUCAUGAAGGAAUGUCUGCCUGAAUAAAUAUUUAGAUUUAUGUAGUUAUAUUUAAGUAAGUAAUAAUUAUCUAAGUACACAGCACAUCUAUUGUGUGGAUUUCAUCAUACAUAAUUAUCCUAUAGUCACCCACCCAGGUAUAAUUUAAUUUAAAUAUAUAAAGUAAGUCCAUGUGGAUUGUAGCGCUUCAUACAACUGCUAUUAAAUACUAGCCAUUUUAGAGGUAGAU
Molecule: messenger RNA, 751 nt
Organism: Plutella xylostella (diamondback moth)
Lineage: Eukaryota; Metazoa; Arthropoda; Insecta; Lepidoptera; Plutellidae
Product: RNA polymerase III subunit I
Biological process (GO): transcription initiation at RNA polymerase III promoter
Cellular component (GO): RNA polymerase III complex
Molecular function (GO): nucleotide binding
Source: RefSeq, a predicted model, not a curated record